UGUUUACAUGAAAUGACUAACUAUACUCUCCCUCUGGAUUGUACUAAUAAGCUAAAUGUGAUGGUGAACUUCAGGAACCUGUAUUUCUCAAUGUCACAUAUUUGUAGCAUAUCCUUUGUAUGUCUGUGAAGCUGAGAUACUCUACAGCUGUCUCCAUGUUAACUUGUCUUAAGAGGGUCUUCAAGGUUGAAUAAGCUGGAGACUCAUAAUGUCCCUCAACAAGAGAACACAAAUGUACUGCCAUCAUUAAAGCAGAAGGUUGAUGCAAUGUUGACAUUGACAUCAGUCAGUGUUGUUUAUAAUAUGAUUCUUUCUCUUUCAAUGGUGACUGAAGUCCAGGCUGUUUUGCCUGCUGAACCUACAACCAGAGAGGAUUUCCUACAAUCCGGGAAAAGAACGUCUGCCACGGACAAGGUUGACAAGAUGGGUAAAGAUCCAAGGAAGCCACGAGGAAAAAGGUCCUCAUAUUCCUACUUUGUGCAGACGUCCAGGGAGGACCAGAAGCAACACCCUGAUGCGUCCGUGAAUUGCUCUGGAUUCUCCACGAAAUGCUCUGAGCAAUGGAAGGCCAUAUCUGCGAAAGAUAAGAGGAAGUUUGAGGACAUGGCUGAACAGGAUAAGGUCCGCUAUGAGAGUGAAAUGAAAAAUUACAUCCCGCCUAAGGGUGAGGAGAAGAGACGGUUUAAGGACCCCAAUGCCCCAAAAAAACCAGCAACUGCAUUUUUCAUCUUCUGCCCCGACAUCCGCCCUAAGAUCAAGGCGGAAAAUCCAGGUCUAACUCCUGGAGACAUCAGAAAGAAGCUUGGGGAGAUGUGGAAAAGCUCUGCUGCUGAUGUUAAACAGCCCUAUGAAAAGAAGGCUGCUAAACUGAAGGAGAAGUAUGACAAGGAUAUUGCUGCAUAUCGUACAAAAGGAAUAGCAGGUUUGUCCAAAAAGGAUGAUGACGAUGAUGAUGAUGAUGGCGAAGAGGAGGAUGACGACGACGAUGAUGAUGAUGACGACGAAUACCUGUAGAUCCGCUACUGAUAUAGCCUGGAUUCCUGUUGAUGCCAUUUAACCCAAUUGUGCACACUUUCACCUCUCAAAGUACAACAGGAACAAGACAUGUUAGGCUGUGUAUAUGAAAGAUUUUUAAGAUGUACAGUGUAAUUCUCCUUUUGUAAAGUUGACACUAUGUGUCUUCAGUCUAGGGCUGAACGAUUAAUUGCAUUUGCGAUUUAAUCGCGAUAUGAUAGAACGCGAUUUUCUAACCGCAACGUUCGCGAUUAAAAACGUGGUAAAAUAAUAAUAAUUUCUUAAGAUG
Clupea harengus (Atlantic herring) is the source of this 1303-nucleotide messenger RNA. Its product is annotated as high mobility group-T protein-like. Gene Ontology annotation, molecular function: zinc ion binding. Bases 268 to 1014 code for a protein of 248 amino acids. The transcript is spliced from 2 exons. The record is from RefSeq and is a predicted model, not a curated record. NCBI's taxonomy places the organism in Eukaryota, Metazoa, Chordata, Actinopteri, Clupeiformes, Clupeidae.